Molecule: messenger RNA, 1082 nt
Organism: Cryptococcus deneoformans JEC21
Lineage: Eukaryota; Fungi; Basidiomycota; Tremellomycetes; Tremellales; Cryptococcaceae
Exons: 7
Coding region: 1-756 (251 amino acids)
Source: RefSeq, a predicted model, not a curated record
AUGUCUUCCAAGAAGACUCAUAUCGACCAGAUUGUUCUCAUCGGAGAUUCUCUUACACAAUUUGCUUUGGGAGAAAAAGGGUUUGCAGGUCAACUCGCCAACCAUUUCCAGCGGCAAUUUGAUGUCGUAGUCCGAGGUUUCUCUGGCUAUAAUAGCAGAUGGGUCCUAGAGAUGGCCCGACUAUUCAUGCCGGAAUUGAAGCGCAUCAGACUCGCUGUGAUAUGGCUCGGAACCAACGAUGCUCUCCUCCCACCUGAACCACGAGCGAUUGAUCCCGAGUCAUACAAGGCCAACAUUGCCAAGAUCGUAUCUCUUGUACCGCUUUCUGCCAAAGUAAUUUUGGUAUCUCCUCCGCCAUACUCUCUCAAGGGAAAGGCAAAAGACCUGGGGCUAGAAUAUUACCCCGGCGUCAAACUUGAUCGUGACCCCGCCCACUCUUUGCUGUACAAUCUCAAGGCACGUGAGCUUGCGGACAAUCUCAACGAGGCGGGUGAUAGGAAGGGAAACGUUGCUUUCUGCGAUACACGAACAUCCAUGGAAAGGGCUGCUCUGGAGGAAUCACCCGAUGACUUGGAAGAAGGUCUUUUCAAGUAUCUUCGUGAUGGAGUCCACCUUUCGCCGGACGGCUACCAGUGCAUGUACGAAACUCUCCUCCAUGUCAUCAAGAGCAGGUUCCCGGAACUCGGGCAAGAACCUUACUUUUUUGCAGAUUAUGAGACGGUAGAUCAUACCCAACCAGAAAGGUAUUUUGGAUGAGAUCAGAUGACAAUUAUCGACUGGGAGUGCACGUGCGCGAGCUUGAAGAGACGUUGUAUGUAAAUGGUAAUAGUUUUUAUACUUCGGGCCGAGGUCUGGUUUCUAGCCUCACAAAUGAAAUCUCUCUCUCUUUUACAUCAAUCACUCAUGUCUGACGCACAAUGUACUGAGGUAAUCGGCGAGUCAAUCAAGUAUAUUGUGAGGUGUCUGUCUUCCGCAGGGACUAUAUUUGGGAAAAUUAUUAACUUUUUCUUGGGAGCUGUUACGACUCGUCCCCAACAAGGUCCGGCCUUGGAGACGAGAUAGAAAGCCGUAGUUUAACUAAG